AUUAGGGAGGCACCCCAACAGCAAAUGACGCAAGAAGGCUAAAGUGGACAGUCUACUGGUCUCUGCGUGUCUCUCAGGACUAUGGAAACGAUCCCUACAACUUUGCUGUUGUUGAUGACAUGGAGGGUAUUUUUAGAUCUUGUUGUCAUCUUUCCGUAACAGCCCGGCUGCGGCGUUCAGUAUAAAGGACUCUUUCAAAAUGCAGCUGUACAACAGUGCGCUGACACACUACCCGAGGUCGUCUCGCAAAGUUACACUAACUUUAUCGACCGGAUCCGAGCGUUUGAACGGGACGACACCGAGUUCCUCUGAGGAGGCGGAUAAAACAGCAUUUACGCAACCAGACACAACUUCAACGACCAACGGGGAUCCGGUGAGAGAGACUGCUUCUUCUGCAAACAUGCCUGCCUUUUCGUGCUACGAGGCUUCAUCCAUGAGGCCGAUUUACUUCACAUCGACUGCUGAGAUAUUAAUCCGCAGACCUGAUGGAGUGGAGAGGUCUGUGCCUGUCCACAUCAUGAGGGAGUCCAAGACCAAACCGCCCUCCCCCGUCUCCCAUAAUGGUGAAAGUAUCCUCUGUAAUGACUGUGACACUGAUGUGAUUGUGGACUUGAUAGAUCAUUUAAGAAAUGGCUCAGAUGAGCUUUUUCCUGACUGCCCAGAGCUGGUUGGAAAUCACAUGUUCAAAAGUAACAACAUCUCUAGACCCAGAACAGAAGAAAACCAGAGGAUGCUUGGAAAUUCAAGUGAGGAUGAUACAGUUCCCCCCUUCAGAAGCAAUGGAUGGGCCUCAUCACACGAAGAGGAGCUAGUCCCCUCCGGUGUUCCACAGCCUGAAGACCUCAUAAAGGAAGACAUCAAUGAUCGGAGCAGUGCCAAAGCUGCUCCAGGAUCGGACGAGAGACGGGCCUUUGAGCUCAGCGUCCUGCAGGAGUCUCCUCCACAGAGAGAGGGUGUCAACGACAAAGUCACCCGGUACCUGGCUGAAGUGGACAAACAAAACAAAUACCUCCAGGAGAGGCACAAAUACAGGUACCACGUCAUUCCAGACGGCAACUGUCUGUACAGGGCUGUGUGCAAAGCCACGUACGGGGACCAGGCGAGGCACGGGGAGCUGAGGGAGCAGACGGUGCACCACAUCGCCGACCACUUGGACGAGUUCAACCCCAUCAUUGAAGGGGACGUGGGGGAGUUCCUGAUCAACGCGGCUCAGGACGGUGCCUGGGCGGGAUACACCGAGCUCCUCGCCAUGAGCCAGAUGCUCAAUGUCAACAUCCACCUGACAACUGGGGGGAGCCUGGAAAGCCCCACCGUCUCCACCAUGGUGCACUACCUCGGGGAGGAGGAUGCUUCCAAACCCGCGAUCUGGCUGAGUUGGCUCAGCAACGGUCACUACGACGUCCUCCUGGACAAGUGCCUCCCCAACCCAGAGUACGAGGACUGGUGCAGACACUCGCAGAUGCAGAGGAAACGAGACGAGGAACUGGCAAAGUCGAUGGCAGCCUCAUUAUCCAAAAUGUACAUUGAGCAAAAUGGAUCUGCGUGAGAGCGAUAUUGUAUGUGGAGAAUUAAAGGAUGCACACUGAUAUAGUAGAAUGCAGAACCACUGAUUCUGCUUGGUUUCUACAUGCUUGAAUAUUUUUUUUAUAAGAUUUAUAUCAGGAGAGAAAGGAAGUGCAGUGCACAUACUUUUGUUUUUUUGUAUAUGCCAGCAAUGCCAAAUUAGUGGCAGUGGACUCCGAACGAGUUUGAAAGUGUGUGAGAUUGUUCUUUUUGAUAGUCAGGGUUAUGUGGACAUGACUAAAUUACUGUACAGUGCAGUGCUUUUGAGUGCACAGUAUUUAUUUGCCUUUUAUUGUCAGAUCAGUUAUUUUUCUAUAAUGUUUGUGCUUUGUAGGCCACUGCAAAUGACAUUCAUUUUUCAUUGUUUAAUAUCUGUAUCACUACUCUCUUUUGCACAAAAGUCCUAUCAGACAAGUCCAGAGAGUUUGAUUUGUGUCUGUGAGAACAAUUCAAGGGGUUCCUUUUCUAUUAUUCCACUUCUUUUUAGGCUUUGGACAAAAUAUUUCAAAAUAAAGUUUUGAAAAAAA
Morone saxatilis (striped sea-bass) is the source of this 2090-nucleotide messenger RNA. Its product is annotated as OTU domain-containing protein 1. The record is from RefSeq and is a predicted model, not a curated record. Bases 200 to 1546 code for a protein of 448 amino acids. Gene Ontology annotation, biological process: protein deubiquitination. Lineage: Eukaryota; Metazoa; Chordata; Actinopteri; Moronidae. Gene Ontology annotation, molecular function: cysteine-type deubiquitinase activity. The transcript has a single exon.